Porites evermanni is the source of this 2401-nucleotide messenger RNA. The record is from the annotation of a GenBank genome assembly. Lineage: Eukaryota; Metazoa; Cnidaria; Anthozoa; Scleractinia; Poritidae.
GCUGACAUACUGGAAAAAUUAGAUACUAUUGCAAUCUACUUGUCAGUAAGAGAAGCAGUAUCGUGUUCUUACUUGAGGUAAGGUUGUAUUUUUAGCCUUUUUAGUCUUUUAAGCCUUUCAUAUUUGCGUCAUAAUAGUCAAGUGUUUAAGUUUGGCUGUAAUUAAUGUUAGUUUUUUUAAAAGUCCUUUGCGCGGAUUCCCCUGAAAACCACUUAAUGUGACCCGGGAGCUUCCUCGAUAAUUAUUACUUUUUUUUAUUAGCGGUCUAUAUAGGGAUAAGCGAUUAUUUUGUCUUGAGCGGCCUAGAGUAACCUUAUUCACAAAACCAGUUGUUAUAAACUCACACCGCAAAUAUUUCACCCUCAAAGUCUUAACCUACAGAUUUGUGAUACAAUCGUGAUCGACAAAGAAGACAAUGACGGUGCAAACAGUUCAACUGAGGCUUCUCAACAUGCUUGAAAUAAUGGGAUGGCAUGGCAUGUACCUUCUGUUUCUGAUAGUCGCAUUCAAGCUAUUCCUUCCAGAGCAAGAUGAUUUUUUGUGUCCCUGCACUUGGUUUGUGGCUUAUGGCGCGAUCAUGUUGUUUCUUCCAUCUCUUACAUCCUACACGAUCGCGGUGUUUGCUUACUUUCGACAAGAAGAUGACAGCGGUCCUUGGGAAGUUUUGAAAUCACUUUAUGUAUUUAAAUUCGCCUGCAAUUUUCACAACAACCGAACCGAGUGGGAUUUUCACGUCAAACGUUGCAUUCGUUGCAAGCUAGUGGAACGCGACUGGCCUCUGGCAAAGAUCGCUGUAUCAGCAAUUCUGUCUUUAUUGUAUCCAUUAGCCUGGCUUUCCCUAAGUUUUCUCCAAUCAUCUUACUACGUAUCCGCUCAAGUUGGGCCAACGAAUGAAACUUUGCAAAAUUACUGUAAGGUGGAGUCCACGAACAUGACGAAGACAAAUUAUACAAAGGCUUACGGUUUAGCGGUUAUUCGUUCUAAAGCCAUUGGAAGUAUUCUUUUCACUAGUAUGCUCUUCUUGCUGGGAGUAUUUGUGAUAAUAUACGGGGAAAUGAAAAGUUACUUAAUCAAAAGGUAUGACUGGACCCCAAGAGGAAGUCGCCUUGCAAAAACACAAGUUAAUGUGUGUAUUAUACCGAGUUAUUCUCCUGGCACUUUAAGAGCAGCAAAGUCUGACAUAUCUAGGGCUAUAACUGUCGCAAGAAAGGAGGAAACUGCUGGCAUUGAGAGACAGGUAGGUUUAUCCAGGGGCAUGCCCUAAGGAGGGAGCUCUGGGGACUCCAGGCGCCUCCCCUACCCACCCUUCCCGGUGCAUGCCCUCUUUUUCAACUGUUAUAAUAUUUUAGGUUUAUUAUGGACUACAACUUUAUUAACUCGUUUAAACGGCGCGGAUAGAAGCAAAUUAUCAAUAAACACCGCAACCGAUCAAAAGAAUGCGGUUUUUUUCUAGGAUAAUAUUAAGAGAAACAAAUAAAAAAAAAAUAAAAAAAACGAGUACAGUACAACUCGUGGUGAACUCGGUAAUCUACGCAAUCCAGACGAUAGAGUCUAUCUCGGCAAAAAAGCGAGGUAUUGGAACUUAACGUUAUUUGCAGAUGCUUCAUCGUAGGGGUUGUCUGUGAUUUACGAAAUUUGAUUUUGAAAUGAAUGCUGCCCUUGUACAAAAGCCGCGGCGUUUAACUGAGUAAAUACGGGAAGUCUGAUAGGCGAGAGUCUUCUGAGAUGAAAUACUUUUCAAUGACCUUAAACGGAUUCAAGGACUUUUUACGACGGCUACUAAAAUUCAAGACCUUUUCAAGAUUAUAGAACCAUGGAUGAACAUUCACUAAAAAUUCUAUUUUUCUCGUUCGUUAGUAAUCUCAUGAGAUGUACAGCGUUUAAUCCGAUCAUGAUAAGUUCGACUGAUGCAACUAAACAAUCUGUUAAUGUUGGCCUAUAAUACAUUAUCUUACUAAGUUGAAAUCUUUUGAGAUUAUUUCCACAUUGGAGUGCUGUUUGUUUGUUUGUUUUCUUUCAUUUCUUUAAUAACUGCAUACUUUUACAACAUUGUGUGAUUUCAGUUAUGGGCGUCGUUGGUAUUUGAACUUUGUAUUACGUCAUACGAUUUCAAAUUGUUUUCUUUUUCUUUUAUGUCUCAUUUUAGUUUCAGUUUCCUUUUCAAUUGCCAGCAGGAAAUGCGAGCAAAGUUAUCAAAAUAAAUGUAAACGGUACAUUUACUGAAGCCCUGCAGAGAUAUGUUAAUGGUGGUGGCAUUUGGGAACGGAUUGAAGUCCUUUGCUGUCAACAGGAAGAAGUAACAAACUGUCGAGGAUCUUUAAGUUCAUUCAGUUUACCAUCUCGUGCAAGCCGGACAGCUGGACCAAAAGGUUAUCAAUCUUUUGAUCAACUGAUUAAAUGA